CAAAGAAAACAAUCCGUUCAGUAAUGCACUGCUUCACUGGAGGGCGCUAGCACAAAGCACCAGGUGGUCUGGAACAACUUGAGAAAGGAGGAGGCCAUUGAAUAGCCUGUUUUAGCUACACAUACCUAGCUAGUGUUAGCUAGCCGGCGGCUAACGCGCAAGCUAAAAUAUCAAUUUAUCUUAAUGACGCCUGUCUUAUCAAGUGAUGGCAAGAGAACAGUGUUCACAGACUGAAGCUGAACUGUAUUACCUCAUUGCCAGAUUUCUGCAGUCUGGGCCUUGUAAAAAAGCAGCACAGAUUCUGGUUGAGGAGCUGGAGGAGUACGAGUUGGUCCCUCAGCGAUGGAGUUGGGACGGGCAGAAAUACAAACGGACCUUUCAAGACUGGGUGAUUUUGAACCAGCACAUUCCUGCAGAUUAUCUGCUUCGUGUUUGUCAGCGGAUAGGCCCGCUAAUAGAGAAGGAGGUACCACCUAGUGUUCCUGGAGUCAAAACACUUUUGGGCCUGGGAAAACAGUCCUUGCUUCGUUCCACAAAAAGUUGCAGCCACAAAGUAUGCAGUGGUUCAGCUGUUGCUGCACUCCACCGAGGACGUCCCCCAGAACCCCCAUUCAGCAAUGGAAAUGCUCCCAGUGUUGUGUCCAUCAUGGGUGCACGUCAGGCCACAGGCACAGCUCGUUUUGGCCAGGUCCUGCCAUCUUCCUCUUACCAACACAUGAAGAUACACAAACGUAUCCUUGGCCACCUUUCCUCAGUCUACUGUGUAGCAUUUGACCGCACUGGUCGUCGGAUAUUUACGGGUUCAGAUGACUGCCUGGUGAAAAUCUGGGCCACAGAUGAUGGCCGGCUCCUGGCAACACUCCGUGGCCACUCAGCAGAGAUCUGUGACAUGGCCGUCAAUCACGAGAAUACUCUGAUUGCUUCGGCCAGCUGUGACAAAGUCAUCAGAGUGUGGUGUUUACGUACCUGUGCACCCAUCACUGUUCUGCAGGCCCAUGCUGCCUCCAUUACAUCCAUACAGUUUUGUCCUGCUGUCAAAGGGACAACACGGUACCUGGCCUCCACAGGUGCAGACGGCAUGGUGUGUUUCUGGAAGUGGCACUCACUCAGCAUGAAAUUCAAUGAUCAACCAGUCAAGUUUGUUGAGCGAUCACGUCCAGGAGUACAGGUCUCCACUUCCUCCUUCAGUAGUGGUGGUAUGUUCAUGGCUACCGGUGGCACUGAUCACAUGAUCAGGGUCUAUUACCUUGGUGCUGAAACUCCCAUGAAAGUCUCUGAGAUUGAUGCUCACACUGAUAAAGUUGUAGUCGUCCAGUUUAGCAAUAACAGUGACAGCCUAAGGUUUGUGAGUGGCAGUCGUGAUGGCACAGCCAGGAUUUGGCAUUACCAGCAACAAGAAUGGAAGAGCGUCACUUUAGACAUGGCUGCCAGGCUUCCUGGGAGUACUGCUGCUAAUGGGGAUGAUAAAACCAAGCUGGUUGUGACCAUGGUGGCCUGGGACCGCGCAGACAGCACGGUCAUCACAGCAGUAUCAAACUACCUGCUCAAAGUGUGGAGCACAACCUCUGGACAGCUGCUGCAUGUUUUAUCUGGUCAUGAUGAUGAGGUGUUUGUGAUGGAGGCUCACCCAUUCGACUCCCGCAUCAUGCUGUCUGCUGGCCAUGAUGGCAACAUUUACAUCUGGGACCUGUCCAAAGGAGCCAAGAUCCGCAACUUCUUCAACAUGAUUGAAGGGCAAGGCCACGGUGCUAUUUUUGACUGCAAGUUCUCAGCUGAUGGGCAGCAUUUUGCCUGCACUGACUCACACGGCCAUUUGCUCAUCUUUGGCUUCGGCUGCAGCAGACCAUAUGAGAAGAUUCCUGACCAGAUGUUCUUUCACACGGACUACCGACCUCUUAUUCGGGACUCUAAUAACUACGUCCUGGAUGAGCAGACACAGCAGGCUCCUCACCUAAUGCCUCCACCCUUCCUGGUGGAUGUUGAUGGGAAUCCUCACCCUCCUAACUACCAGCGCCUGGUGCCAGGAAGAGAGAAGUGCAAGGAGGAUCAGCUAAUACCUCAGCUAGGAUACAUGGCUAACAGUGACGGAGAGUUGGUUGAGCAGGUACUUGGCCAGCAAACGGCAGAAAAUGGAGAAAGCCUAUUGGACAAUCUCAUCAGACAGUUACAGAACGAGCAGGAUGAGCGCCAGAAUGCAGAACAGCAGGACGAAGAGGCAGAGGCGGAUGAUGCAGCAGAGGUGGUGGCCUCCUCUCCAACUGUUGAACCACGCAGAAGUGGGCAGGUGGGCGGGCUGUGGCAGAUGCAGCAUAACGGCCUACGCAGUCAAGUGGCUACUGAGAGGGACCUGCUGGCCUGGAGCCGCAGGGUGGUGGUCACUGAAGUGCCACAAGGGAUCUUCAGAGUUUUCGAGGAGUGCAGACAAGCCAAAGGCGACAUAGAAUGUUCUCUAUACAAUGCAGAGAGGAGGAAGAAACCGGUAACCUGCGCACUUAAGAAUGAUCCACUGACCUCCCGCCUUCGAUCGCUACGGCCGACCAAGAAAAAGCAGCAGCGGCACGCCUAUCAGACCCGCUCAGCUCAAGUACGCCGUCCUGGCAGCAGGAGUCGAAAUUCCAGCACCCGACGUAACUCUGACAGCCAAAUAGACUCUGAUAGUGAUGGAGAUGCAGCAGAACAGGUGGAGCAAAGCGAUGCCUCCGAUGGUGAAGCUCAGUGGCAGAGUGAAAGUAGCUCCAGUGACUCUUCCAGUGAGUAUUCUGAUUGGACAGCCGAUGCUGGGAUCAACCUCCAGCCGCCAAAGCGACCAACCAGGAGGCCUGUACAGCCCGCAGGUUACAGCAGCUCUGAGGAGGAAGAAGGUGAUGACAAGGCAAAGGAGGCCAAGAAGAGGGAAAAUGAGAAGAAGAAGAAGCCCAAGGAGACCAAACAGAAGCCCUCCUCUCUGGCUGGACUUGAUGCAGAAGAGUGGCUGCCACCAUCAUGGAUCAUGGAGACCAUUCCACACCGCUCUCCUUUUGUUCCACAGAUGGGAGAUGAGCUCAUCUACUUCAAACAGGGGCAUCAGGCCUACGUCCGGGCUGUCCGCAGGGCAAAGGCCUACAGCAUCAACCCUCAGAAACAGCCGUGGAACAGACUGAAUCUCAGGGACCAGGAAUCUGUAAAGGUGGUUGGUAUCAAGUAUGAAGUGGGGCCUCCCACCCUCUGCUGCCUAAAACUGUCUUUCUUGGACCCAGUCUCAGGGAAGAUGACCAAUGAGUCUUUCUCUUUAAAGUACCAUGACAUGCCUGAUGUCAUAGAUUUUCUGGUAUUGCAGCAGUUUUAUAACGAAGCUAAAGAGCACAACUGGCAACCAGGUAUGAGGUUCCGUAGCAUCAUUGACGAUGCCUGGUGGUUUGGCUCAGUGGAAGACCAGGAGCCUCUGCAGCCAGAGUAUCCAGAUAGCCCGUUUCAGUGCUAUGCAGUAAAGUGGGAUAAUGGUGAGCGGGAGAAGAUGAGUCCCUGGGACAUGGAGCCUAUUCCUGAGGGAGCUGCGUUGCCAGAACAGGUUGGUGAUGGGGUUGAGGUGGCAGAGGAGGAGCUAAAGGCUCUGCUCUACACCCCUCAGGAAGGAGAAUGGGGGGCUCACACACGGGAUGAAGACUGUCAAAGAGUCAUCCAUGGCAUUGAGCAGCUUCUUACACUGGAUGUAGCCAAGGCAUUUGCAUCACCUGUAAAUCUACAGGACUACCCUCUGUACUGCACUGUGGUGGCUUACCCCACUGACCUUAGCACUAUCCGCAAACGACUGGAGAACCGCUUCUACAGGCGAAUCUCUGCAUUAAUGUGGGAGGUGCGUUACAUUGAACACAAUGCCCGCACUUUCAACGAACCCCAGAGCCCCAUUGUAGCAGCUGCCAAGGUGGUGACUGACGUUCUCCUGCACUACAUCGGGGACCAGAGCUGCACAGACAUCUUGGAUCUGUAUCACAGACUGAGGUGUGAGAUCAGCAGUGGAGGAGAAGCUGAGGAGUUGGACGUCGACUCUGACACACCAGGAACAUCUACGGGACAUCGGGGAGCCAACCUGAAUUCUAAGAAGCGCGGUGUGGUUUUGGAUGUGAAAGCAUGGAGAAGUCAAUGUCGUGAGCUGCUGCGUCGAAUGAUAGUCUCCUCUGAUUCAGAACCGUUCAGACAGCCUGUGGAUCUCUUUGAGUAUCCGGACUACCGGGACAUCAUUGACACUCCCAUGGAUCUGGGUACAGUGUCAGAGACGCUGGUUGCAGGGAAUUAUGAAAACCCGAUGGAGUUUGCCAAAGACAUCCGCCUUAUUUUCAGCAACUCUAAAGCAUACACACCUAACAAGAAAUCGCAGAUCUAUACCAUGACCCUCAGCUUGUCGGCUUUCUUUGAGAAACACAUCAUCUCCAUCAUCUCUGACUAUAAGUCUGCCCUUCAGAAUGAACGGCGGGCUCGUCAGAGGCUCAGUUACAGGAACAGAUUGCACAACGGAGGCAGUUCCCCACCUGUUAGUCCAUCCCCAAGUCCUAAAGGGAAGCACAAGUCAGGGAAGGUGUCAAAGCCAAAAAAAUCCCAGACCUCAACGAAGAAUCGUUCUCAGAGACCAUAUCAGGCUCAACAAAGCAGUAGUGUAGCAAAGGAAGAGGACACCCAACCUUCUUCCCCAAGUUCAGGGACAAGCAGCGAGGGCAGAAACCAAGGGCCGCAUCGGGUGACCCGCAGCCAAUCAACUCCAGUGAAGAAGUCAGGGCACCAGCUUAAUUUGCAUCUGAGCAAUGGCUCCAGACAGCGCCCUGGGCAAGAAGCAUUGCAGUCUGACAAUGAUGAGGAGGCAUCUGUAUCCAACAGCUCCUUGUCAGGGUCAUCCUCCACCUCAUCGUCAUCCUCUUCUUCGUCAUCAUCAGACAGCGAGAACAGCUCUGAUUCUGAGGGGGAGAAGUACGUGGAAGGGGGAGAUCAUGACUACAGCAAAGCUCCCUGCCUGUCAGUACACCUGUCAGCUAAAGGUAAGGUGGCGGCCUCAGGAAAAAGGAGACACAAAGGAGGAGAGGACAUGGCACAGAGACCUAAAAGAGCACGAGUGCAGCCACCAGUAGAGGAGGAGGAGGAGGAGGAGGAGGAGGAGGAUGAAGAGGAGGAAGAUGAGGAAAUGGAUGAAGAAGAAGAAGAAGAAGAGGAGGAGCAGGAACAGCAGCAACAGGUAGAUGUAAGACAUGAAGAGGAGGAGGAGGAAGAGGAGGAACCCGAGGAGGAGGAGGAACCCGAGGAGGAGGAGGAACCUGAGGAGGAGGAGGAGGAGGAGGAGGAGGAUGAUGAGGACAACUCUGAUGAAGUACAGAGUGGGGCUGCAGCGGCGACAGCUGCAGCAGCCAGCAAUCCGAGAGGCAACCAGUGCAAGUCUCGGCGAGUCAACACACGCAACCAGGGCCGCAGGACAGUUCUGUACAGGGACGACUCAGAGGAUGAUGGCCAUGGGUCGAAAGAAGACCCCCUCAACCUGGGCAUGUCCCGCUCAGGACGGGUACGGCGUAUGACUGAGAAAGCCCGUGUCAGCCACCUCAUGGGCUGGAGUCACUGACACGUCGCCCCUUUUCAAACCUCAAUACAAAACAUGAGUUAUACUUCAGGGAUUUUUUUCUUUCUUUUUGUACAAGUGUGUAUAAUAUAUAUAUAUAUAUAUAUAUAUAUGUAUAUAUAUGUAUAUAUACAUAUAUAUAUAUAUAUAUAUAUAUAUAUAUAUAUAUAUAUAUGUAUGUAUGUGGUGAUUUCCUUUUAUCUGAGACUGCUUAUGACUCUCAAACUGAUGGCUGGUGCUCAUGACAUGUUGCCAAGGAGUUUUCAUCCCUGGUGGACAGAGCUACUGUUCAACACAGACCCUCUCCAACUAGACUAACUCACCUCGGCCUUACUGCUCGCUGGAGGAGACUUGAAGACAUGGCACUGCUCUUCUCCUCCUUGUCCUGUGUGUUUCAUGUCCAGUACUAAAACACUAUAUCUACUCCUCUUCAUCCCUCCGACAACUUUUCUUACUCUUAGUCACCAAAGAAGGAUGUGGAGAUGCCAAAAAAUGGUGCUCAUAUUUUUAUUUCUUUGUUGUUGUUUUUUUUUUCAUUUUUCUCAACAAGUAAUUCAGCAAAACUCUCGAGUUCACUCUCAACUACAGUGAGAGACAUACAGUAUCACUCAAGGUCACUGAUGUCAACAUUUUUAGUACUUGGUCUUCACAACCACAUGCCUUAGUUUUCAGAGCUCACAUCAUUCAGAUUUUGUUCUAUCUGUGGCUGGAAACAAGACCAGUUUAGUAUGGGGACAAGCAAUACUUGGGAAUCAGUGACUUUGGUCAGUAGAAUACAGUACCAUAGUGAUAUCCCUCUUAACGGCCUUGGCCUGUGAAUGUUUAAUGUUUUCCCUGCUUCCUUUUAAUGGUCUUGACUGUUUUUUGGCUCUUCGACUCUUGGAUUUAGUUAGAAUUGGGUGCUUUUUUUUUUAAGUGAUUUUUCUUUUCUUUCUUGGGUAAAAAUAGCCACUGCGUCCUUUGUAUUUGUACUGGUUAUGCUCCCUGCUGGAUCAGACCGGCAUCCAUUCAUGGUUGCUUCCAUAGCACCUUCUUCACCCAGCAUGUGCAAAAGCAGAAAGGGUCCCUUUGCAACUUGCUUCCACAGAAAUAUUUAUUUUUCCAUUGUAUUAUAUUCGGGUUACUUUAACUAUUUCGUACAUUAAUAGUGAUGAGGAAAAGGAAAUAUUUGCACAUGUAUCUACUCCACGUGGCAGCUUAGUAAUAAAAAUAUUAGAGAAUGAAAUGAGAUAAAACCUCAUGAUUUUUGUGUAAGAAUGCUUUGAACUGUGCCAGCACACUCAAUUUUUUUGUAAGUUUCAUCAACUAAAACAGGAUCUAACUUGGAAACUCUUCAACCUGUGUGUUACGAUGCUGAAGGUCUCAUCUGAGUGGAAUUCUCAGUCUUGUUCUCUAUGGCCUAAAGCACAGGGAGCAACCACAGAUCAGCCCCUUGUGAGUGUGUUGUGCCAUUUUUUUUUUCUUCCCUUGUUUCCAACCAUCAAUAGACUGAUGUAUUUCUAACUUUGGGUGGAUCAACUGCACACAUAAUGGCUUUUUCCAUGGUAUUACACAAUCAGGUGUCUAGUUGGUGUCAGAAUCACUGUCUAGUUUUUCUGCCUAGUUUUAUAAUCAUGAUUGCUGACUGAUCAGUUCAUGUCUCUGAAAUCUCCUAGUGGAAUUACAUCAAAACGGCUGCAUCUCGUUUUGUUGCACCAAUAAUGUUUACUUUAAAGCUUUUGCAGUUGUUGGUUGGUAAAUCAUUUGAGGAAAGACCAGAAAAGCUGAGUCACAAAUUCUCAUUCAACACUGGGCGCUCUAAUCCAAACACACCACCUCACCACUCUGCCUCUGUGUGGUCACUGAUGGGGGAAAGAGAAAGAGGUUCGGCUUUCUGGGAAGCUGAAGAGUUUGAUUGGUGUCAGGUGCUCAAAUAUAACACACAAAUCAGCACCCAGGGAAAUGAUUCUGGUUGAGUGUGAGAAGACUAUGAUUUACAUUUUGGGAUCUUAUUUUCAUAUAGUAGAUGGCUCUUAGUCUUGCCUCGAAGCAUCAGAGUAGUUGAUGACAAAUACAACAGUAACAUUCUACUGUAGGUGGAAUAAGCUUACGUGACCGUCUUUUAUACACCAUGUUUUGAUUGUAUGUGUUUUUUUUAAUAAAAAAAUAAAAUUUCUCUUAAAAGUA
This is a messenger RNA of Seriola aureovittata, 7741 nucleotides long. RefSeq names its product bromodomain and WD repeat domain containing 3 (gene brwd3). The transcript is spliced from 40 exons. Gene Ontology annotation, cellular component: nucleus. Gene Ontology annotation, biological process: regulation of transcription by RNA polymerase II; regulation of cell shape; cytoskeleton organization. Bases 206 to 5578 code for a protein of 1790 amino acids. The record is from RefSeq and is a predicted model, not a curated record. NCBI's taxonomy places the organism in Eukaryota, Metazoa, Chordata, Actinopteri, Carangiformes, Carangidae. Gene Ontology annotation, molecular function: protein binding.